Molecule: messenger RNA, 934 nt
Organism: Cherax quadricarinatus
Lineage: Eukaryota; Metazoa; Arthropoda; Malacostraca; Decapoda; Parastacidae
Source: RefSeq, a predicted model, not a curated record
AGGAAGGUAGCGAGGCCAGGUGUGGCCUGUACUCAGUGGUGUUACUGGCAUCAAGAUGAUGGGUCGUCGCAAGUGGUGGUGUCUACAGUGGCUGACAACUCUCGUGUUUGUCUGUCUGUGUGUGACUCUCUACUACAACGUCGAGCCUCCGCAUCCCCGCAUGACCGUGGAGGAGUGGAAACUUCCGACAAAAUGGAUAUUGACGGAAGAAGUGGAAGCUCGCAUGACUCGGCGCCGCCACCACCUGGCACAGGUAUGCAAGGAGACAGGUUUAGAUCAGCCAUCAGAGACGAACAGCAUCCGGAGCCAAGAGUUCCUAAUCAACAAGAUGUUUAAUCUGGUGUGGUGCCCAGUGUACAAGGCGGCCUCCUCCACCUGGCUAUGGAACUUCAACCUCCUCGCUGGCUACACCCAGCAACAUCUCCUUCACGACAUUCAUCGACCCCUUCCCUUGGCCAGGAACAGGUACCCCAGACCAAGUGAAGGAGAGUUACUGCGGGUGUUGAGGAUGAGACCAGCUGUAGUGUCGUUCAUGAUCGCUCGUCACCCUCUGCAUCGCCUUGUGUCAGCCUACAGGAACAAGAUUGUGCUGAACAGGAAGGAUUACAGCAAGAUUAUCAAGGUGAUGAAGGCUGGACACCCUGAGCUGGGUCCUUCAGGAUGGGGUGCCUGGCUGGAGCUGGUGCCAGGCCACGUGGGUGUGCCCACUUUCAGGCAGUUUGUGCAGUACAUCCUGGAACAGCAUGAAGCACACCACGUGCUCAACGAACACUGGAUCCCAGCCUCCCAGUUCUGCACCCCGUGUCUUGUGAACUACACUGUUCUGGCCAAGGUGGAAACGUUGGAUGAAGAUACUAACUACAUAAUAUUUGCUUCAGGAGAGGUAGAGCAAGUAGAGGUCAGACUAACUAUGGAGGCAACCAAAGAGGUCUGA